Messenger RNA from Coccinella septempunctata (seven-spotted ladybird), 1914 nucleotides. RefSeq lists its product as uncharacterized. NCBI's taxonomy places the organism in Eukaryota, Metazoa, Arthropoda, Insecta, Coleoptera, Coccinellidae. The transcript has 4 exons. Bases 1 to 1914 code for a protein of 637 amino acids. The record is from RefSeq and is a predicted model, not a curated record.
AUGCCGGGUCAGCAAGAAGACGUGCAAUCCUCUAUUUCUUUCGUGAAAUUGGUGGAGCAGAACCUGUGCUUAUGGAAUUAUAAGCUGAAAAUUUAUUGCAGGACUGAUUUGACAGGUGUUGUGUGGAAAGAAAUAGCUGAAAAGCUGAAGGAAACAGAACAAGUUUGCCGAGACAGGUGGAAAAAUAUUCGUACCGCUUAUGGGAGAUCGCUCAAGCCACCAAAAUCUGGGUCCGGAUUCAAAUCGAAAAAACCCUACUACUUGGCAACCCACCUUGAUUUUCUCCGUCCUUACAUGAAAGGGGCUUCAACAUCUGGUAGCCUUCCACCAGAAGAAGAAACUGGAACACAAAGUGAUGAAGGAACACUAGAUAUUCCGGAGACACAAGUUGAAAAAGGCUUGUUAGAUACUCGACGAGAACUUUUUGUGGAUGAGAUGUCUCGUGUAGAAAACGAACCUGAUAUUACCCAGGAAUCCAGAGCUCGAAAGAAAAAAAAAAUUCCUCAGCCAAGUGACGCAGACAAAGCGUUCAUCGAGUGGCUUGAAAAAUCUAGGUUGGAAGAAUCAUCUACUGAAACCACUUCUGACUUCAUACCAGAAAUCAUCGACCGAGUUGCAAAGUCACAUAAUGUAAUUAUAGCCAAUUUGCCCAGGAGUGGAGAUGAUGGAGAACGAGCCUCGGCAAUUGUGGAGCAUAUUUAUCGUACAUCCAUAUCUAACAAAUUGAUACCUGAUCAACAACAUGGCUUUCUUCCGGGUCGUUCUACCCUUACGAAUCUCCUCGUGGCAGUGAAUGACUGGACCAAAUCUAUAGACGCUGAUAUUCCCAUUGAUGUUAUAUACUUAGACUUUGCAAAAGCGUUUGACAAAGUACCACACCGUCACCUUAUUCAUAAGCUGGAGCACUUGGGAAUACGAGGAAAGCUCCUCUCUUGGAUUGAUUCAUUCCUCAACGAUAGAAAAUUCAGGGUCAGGGUUGGUGGUGUUUUCUCCGAUCUUGCCAUGAAAGUCACAAGUGGAGUUCCUCAGGGUUCCGUUCUCGGUCCUAUCCUCUUUCUACUGUACACGUCAGAUCUACCCAGUCUAUUUGACUCAAGUUGCCUUCUUUUCGCUGACGAUGCAAAGUUGUACAGAGCUCCUUCACUUUCUCCCAACCAGCUACAAUUGGACCUUGACAAGCAAGUGCAGUGGGCUGAGGAAUGGCAGUUGCCUCUUAAUGUUGCCAAAUGCUGUGUGCUGCACAUUGGACGGAAUAAUCCGAGGAUUCAGUAUACGUUGGAUCGACAAUUUCUUACCGAGGUUCGUAGUCAUCGGGAUCUUGGUGUGCUCGUGAACUCUGAUCUAGACUGGUCGGAGCACAUCGCUGAGGCCUGCGGUAGAGCCAAGAGGACCACUUACCUCCUUCAGAAAACUUUUGGAGGCUGCAGUAUCCAGGUUGCAAGGUUGCUGUACACUUCAUAUGUGAGACCACUCAUGGAGUAUGCUGGACCAGUAUGGUGGGUCAAACUGAAGUCCGACUCUGAACUUCUUGAGUCGGUUCAGAGGUGGUGCACAAGGAUCCCAUUUUCGUUCCACGCUCGACCCGACUACCUUACAAGAUUAAGGUUGUUUGAGCUGUCCACCUUCGAGGACCGGCGUACCAGGGGUGACAUGUUGGUGACGUUUAGAGCGGUGCACAAUAUUUUUGGCGUGGAUCUUCGGCACUUGUUCGCGUUGAAUAAUAAUAGUCUUCGUGGCCACAACUACAAGUUGGCCAAGGAGCCAUUCAGGACCACUUGCCGGAUGAAUCUUCUCUCCAACAGAGUCUUCAAUGUUUGGAAUCAUGUUCCGGAGGAGGUGGUAGGCGCAACAUCUGUGAACGGGUUUAAAAACGGGUAUGAUCGGUGGAAAGAGAGAUUUUCCUGUGCGGGUUGA